Belonocnema kinseyi is the source of this 5604-nucleotide messenger RNA. Its product is annotated as laccase-5-like. Gene Ontology annotation, biological process: iron ion transport. Gene Ontology annotation, cellular component: plasma membrane. Gene Ontology annotation, molecular function: copper ion binding; oxidoreductase activity. The coding region runs from base 238 to 2502 and encodes 754 amino acids. The record is from RefSeq and is a predicted model, not a curated record. The transcript is spliced from 10 exons. Lineage: Eukaryota; Metazoa; Arthropoda; Insecta; Hymenoptera; Cynipidae.
AAGUUGAGUUCAUAAACCAGCCGCUUUAAUGUAAUCGGUGGAAAUUUGGAUUACAGUGAUCCGAACUGAGUGGUGGUAUAAGGUUGUCUUCUGUGGAUACAGCUCGCGGAGUGCGAGCCUUGCAACCGGCCGAACUAACGAGUGACAGUCCUCUGAUAGAACGCUGGGCAUAGUAGUCAGUCGCCGCCGAGCUAGUGACUCAGACAGUCCGCAAAGGAGUUGUCUUAACUAAGAACUAUGAGGUCAUUUGGCGGUUGUAAACCGCUACAUCAUUUUAUCGUACCCGCGGCAGUUCUUCUUCUUGUCCUUCUCGACAUUCCGUCUUUAGAUGCAGUGCGUUCUACCAAUUCCAGCACCAAAAGGAAGAAGGAUGUUUCCACAGGAACCGCAGAUCAAACGGCGUCCUCGUCAUUCUGGAGUCCAGCAAUCAAAACCGGAAAUUUAUUUCCCCAAAAUGACCCAAGUUUCUUCUCAUCCGCACAAGGCCUAGUACAAACACACUCAGCGUCGGGAGUUUUCCAAAGUGGAUUUGGAGGCAUCGACAACUUGGGAAGUCGUGGUGUCACUGUGAGGCCACCCAGAACAAGACCUCUUGAUUAUAGUGAAAGAGCUACAGCAGAACUUCGGAGGAAUCCGUCAUUGUCGGCCCCAGAUGAGUGUGCCCGUGCCUGUAGAGAGGGAGAACCACCUAGGAUAUGUUACUACCACUUCACUUUGGAGAUGUACACUGUACUUGGAGCCGCUUGUCAAGUUUGUACUCCUAAUGCAACUAAUACCGUCUGGAGUCAUUGUCAGUGCGUCUUAGCUGAUGGAGUUGAGCGGGGAAUCUUAACAGCAAACAGAAUGAUACCUGGGCCUAGUAUACAAGUAUGUGAAGGUGACAAAGUCGUUAUUGACGUGGAAAAUCAUAUUGAGGGAAUGGAAGUUACUCUUCACUGGCACGGACUUUUCCAAAGAGGAUCGCAAUACUACGACGGUGUACCAUUCGUAACUCAGUGUCCUAUCAUGCAAGGCACUACUUUCAGGUACCAGUGGACUGCAGGUAAUGCUGGUACGCAUUUCUGGCACGCGCAUACAGGAUUGCAGAAAAUGGAUGGUCUUUAUGGAAGUGUGAUUGUUCGACAACCACCCAGUAAAGAUCCCAACAGCAACCUCUACGAUUAUGACUUGACGACUCACGUUAUACUUAUCAGUGACUGGAUGCACGAAGAUGCUGCAGAAAGAUAUCCUGGACGUCUGGCUGUUAAUGUUGGCCAAGACCCUGAAACAGUCCUCAUCAAUGGAAAGGGACAGUUCAGAGACCCAAACACAGGUUUCAUGACCAAUACUCCCUUGGAGGUCUUUACCGUUACACCAGGCCGACGAUACCGGUUCCGUCUCAUUAACUCGUUUGGCUCAGUAUGUCCAGCUCAAAUCACUUUCCAAGGUCACACAGUUACUCUAAUCGCCGCGGAUGGAGAGCCUGUUCACCCAGUUCCGAUCAACACUAUUAUUUCCUUCUCUGGCGAAAGAUACGACUUUAUCGUUAACGCUGAUCAGCCAGCUGGAGCUUACUGGAUCCAACUUCGUGGGCUAGGAGAGUGUGGUAUUAAAAGGGCUCAACAAUUGGGUAUCUUAAGAUACGCAAGAGGUCCUUAUCAACCCAAUUCGCAGCCUCCGACCUAUGACUUAGGUCUUCCUCAAGGAAUUGUCCUGAAUCCUCUGGAUGCAAUAUGUAAUCGACCAAGGGAGGAUGCAAUUUGCAUAAAUCAACUCAAAAAUGCACGACCGGUUGAUGAAGGAAUUCUGCAGGCCAGACCAGAUGUUAAAAUUUUCCUGCCUUUCCGUUUCCUAUUCUACAGACCAGAAGAAGUGUUUCAGCCUAAUACAUACAAUCGUUACUUGGUUGCUCCAACGGGUGAUCAUGUGAUAUCUCUUGUCGAUGAGAUUUCCUUUACGUUCCCGCCGGCACCACCAAUAUCACAGAUCGACGACAUUCCACCUGAACAGUUUUGCAACGGAGAUAACAGACCGGCCGACUGUGGAGCCAAUUGUAUGUGCACGCAUAAAGUUGACAUCCCGUACAAUGCAAUAGUUGAAGUCGUUCUAGUCGACGAAGUCCAGCAGCCGAAUCUGUCGCAUCCUUUCCACUUGCACGGAUAUGCUUUUAAUGUAAUUGGAAUGGGUCGAUCGCCCGAUAGAAAUGUCAAGAAAAUUAAUUUGAAGCAUGCCCUCGAUCUCGACAGAAGAGGACUCUUACACCGAGAAUUUAAUCUGCCACCUGCAAAGGAUACGAUAGCUGUACCUAACAACGGCUACGUAGUCUUUCGAUUUCGUGCUGACAACCCAGGAUACUGGCUUUUCCACUGUCAUUUCCUCUUCCACAUCGUUAUCGGCAUGAACCUAAUUCUUCACGUCGGUACACACGCCGAUUUACCACCAGUUCCACCAAACUUCCCAACUUGCGGUGAUCAUUUGCCACCAAUUACGCCACCGCUUCCUAUCGCGCCAUCUUAUCAUUGACCAGUAGAGAGCGCGUUGUAAAUUGAAAGAUUUAAGAGUCGAAGCGAAACGGUGCAAAUCAAUAUAAUGAAUAGGAUAGAUAAAAAUAAUUCCUCAUCUCAUUUGGUAUCAGAAUUUGGAAAUCUUGAGGACUGAAUUCUCGCUUUAAAUGAUUUAUAAUCAUACAAUGAUUGCAUUGUUGUUUCCCACUGUACACUUGUAUAAUACUUGUGCAAAAUGGCACACCUCGCGCCAUUUUUGUAACCUCCGCGAAACUCUUGCUAACUACUUUCGAGUACUUGUACAACUGUGGCAGAAGGGAUAGGUAGUUCUUUCUGAGGCGACAAUUUGAAAGAUAAUGGUUUUAUGUUUUCAACAAAAAAUGGCCUUUUUGCGUUUAAUCUCUAUAGACUACUUAUUAUAUGAAUUAUAUUUUUACUAAAAGUAGACUCUGUGUAAUGCUACUUAUGUCGCCUCGUGAAAACACAGAAGGAACGUGAAAGUGGCAAAAUGCAAGUGUAAUUUUUUUAUACAGUUAUAUUAAAUAUAGAGAAAAUAUAUUACUUGUACUAUAGGCCACAAGUCGGCGUUGAAUUAGCUGAAUAUUUGUGCACUCCGUCAACUAUCACGACCAACAAAGUCCGAUAUAUUUAUUACCGAAUUAAAGAUGCUUCACGCGCUUUAUUUUAACAAGAUUGCUCCAAUUAAUGUUUUAAGAGUUGCCGAUUUGUUAUCGCGUUUACAUUUAAAUAUAUUGCUAUGCAAAAAAUUGACUUCUUUGUGCCUCGUCUCAAAGUGUCCCUGUGGAACAGAAACUUGAGAGCGAUAUCUGUCAUUUUAAAUCUAAUUUUCGAUGUUCAAAAAUUACGGAUGGAAACAGAAAUAAUGAACAGCUUAUAUAUUUUUUAAGAAUCUCGUCUUAUUGAGUUUCAGUUUAGAAAAUGUAUGAGAAACCACAUGGUAUUUUUCUAAUCUUAGAUAGGGUAAUCGAUUUUUCAGAUAUCGACCUACGGUGCUAUACUUUGCCAAUACUUAUUAAUAAAUUGAAACAUUAGCAAAUGGAGCGCGCGAAACAUCUGAAUAGGCGACGUACUAACGUAACUAACGCAUCAGCAUGUGUGUAUGUAGUAGUAUUGUAAAUAAUAUGUAGGUCAUAUAGUCAUUGCGUUUAAAUACGUAUUACGUACCGUUGUAACGAGGAAGUACGGGGAGUGGGAGUACUCUAGGAGUCAGUCAAGCGAGCUGAAAUCUGAAUGGGAACUUUCACCGUGAGAACGGUACGCGAUCGUGCGGCCGAUCCAUCGAUCGAUUCGCCGAUCGAGAAAAUGUUCGUUAUACACAAAAUGCGCUGAGUGGGAGAGCAAUCUUAGCACUUGUACCGCAAGUACACCCACAUGUUCCGCCAGUCUGAUACUAUAUUCACGAUUUAUUACCAUGAUAAUAAUCCUAUUUAAAAUCUAAACCUUUUGUUCUUAUGGUUGAAUCAAUCUAUUUUUUACGGUAAACUUUUUCACUGGUAAAAAUGUCGUUUUAUUGAUAGAUGCGAAAGAAAGGCGUUACUGAAGUGAAACAUGGCCUAGAAAUUUGUAAAUGUUGACGAGUCUAUGUAAAAAGAGUUACUUGCGUAAUGUGAGCUUUGAGUAUUUGUGCUCUUUACUUUUAUACGAUUUAGAGCAAGCAACUCUACUUUCAUAGAUUUAUUUAGUUUUUAUUGCCAUGAUUACCCUCAUUAAAUAAUGAUAGAUUUUAAAUUUAACUCGUGCUAAAUAUCAUUUAACUAACCAAAUUCUAUUUAUAGAAUAAUGUUCUUUAUUUAUCUCUUGUCUGUUUACUUUACUUUACAUUUUCACGUUUAUUUAUUUUAUUUUGUAAGUAAGUGUCUAGAUCAUAUAUUUUAUUUAAACUAUAUUUAAACUAUGUGGGUUUCACUGCAGUGACACUUACACCGCAUUCUUAAUCACUUCACUCUUUUUCAGUUCAGAUUAUUUGCAACUACUUUUCAACGCAUUAGUUAAUUUCCAGAAAUUCUAUAACAGUAUUCAGACUGACGGUCUUUUGUUAAACAAUUAUCUCACGAAUUCUUCGAGAAUGUUGGUCACUUAAAAGCGCAUUUUAAGGAAAAUUUGUAUUCUCAAAACGAAUGGGCUCGAAACUAAAUGAAAAAAAUGUUAAGUUUUCAAAAUGUAUGUAUGUGCAUUUUAUUUCUUUAUUAAAAUAUUUUUAAAAACAUUCUUUAUUACAAUAAAAUCAAUGUUACAUUGUAAAACGUUCUCCAUAAUUUUACGAAUAAUUUUAUGAAGGUAUAAAAAUGUUCUGAAGUGAAAUAAUUUAAAAAAAUGAUUUUAUUUUUUCUCAGAUCAUUUUCAUAAAUUUAUAUAUAUAAUCUUUUUCGAGCGAUUGCGCUGCGUUAUCUUUUUUAUUGAAUGCAAGUUUGUUAGUCACUUCCUACGGUCACAGAAUAUUCUAAAUCACUCAAUUCUGGAACCGAGUGACACACUGCAUAUUAUGGAGAAUAACGAUACUGAAAAUUUUAUGCCAUAGAUUACCGUUUUUUUAUAAUAAAGUAUACAUGCAACACAGUAAAUAUAAAUAUUAUAUUUUUUUAAAUAGAAAAUGAUAUAUGUUUGUUAAUCAAGAUGAAUAGUUUUAUAUUCUAAUAUUUGUAUGCCAAUGAAUAACCAAGAUCAUUUAGAUUUUGUUUAAAAUAUUAUAAAAUUCUACUGGCACCUUUUCUAGAAAACAUAGAUUUAUAGGAUGUUACUCAUGGCUAAUCUUCUACUCAUUUUAUUAAAACAAAAGUGUUACAUUCAUUUUUUUCUGAAACUCUUGUUUUUCUGGUAUACUGAACAUCAUUUAUUCUUUUAAGCAAAUGUAGUUCGAGUACCGAAGCCAAUAAUGAAGUUUAGAAACCGCGUGAGGUAAAGUGUGAUGUGUAGCUAAAAUUAGUCUUACACAUUAUUUAAAUUUUUGUUAUAAUGUACAAAAACAUGAAAAUAAAGGGAGCAGUCGUUCGAACAAUAAUUUACAGCCUCACUAACGCUGCUUCCGGCCGCUCAUGAACUUUUCUGUUUGUCGCUACCCGAAAAUAUUUGUAUAUUUAAUAAUAAAGUUGUUUUUAAAAAA